ACCAUGCUGAACGUGCUGCUGCUGUGCUGUGGGCUGCUGCAGGGCAUCCAGGCUGUCCUGGCUGCCGAACCGGGCCAUGGCCACCUGAAGAAGGGCAUGGAGGGGGCAGACAGAGCAGGCUUCUCCAGCCUGCUGCGGGAAGCCAAGGACGCGUCUGCAGCGCCGGCUGGAACUCCACCCAGGCUGUGGUUUGAGCAGAUGUCCCGGGAGCUCCAAGAAGCUGAUGGUGACCUGGUGCAGAGAGGCAGCGUGGUGGAACCACAGGGGGUCUCGGCAGAGCUGGAAGCUGAGGGCAGAGAGCAGCGCUCCCCUCGCCGCUGUCUCCGUCUCCUGGAGUCCUGCCUGGGCCAGCACCUCCCCUGCUGUCACCUCUGUGCCACCUGCUACUGCCGCUUCUUCAACGCCGUCUGCUACUGCAAGAAGACCAGCAGCAACGUCCACUGCGGCAAGAACUAA
Chaetura pelagica (chimney swift) is the source of this 456-nucleotide messenger RNA. RefSeq names its product agouti related neuropeptide (gene AGRP). Lineage: Eukaryota; Metazoa; Chordata; Aves; Apodiformes; Apodidae. Gene Ontology annotation, molecular function: type 1 melanocortin receptor binding; neuropeptide hormone activity. Gene Ontology annotation, cellular component: extracellular region. Gene Ontology annotation, biological process: positive regulation of feeding behavior; adult feeding behavior; hormone-mediated signaling pathway. Bases 4 to 456 code for a protein of 150 amino acids. The record is from RefSeq and is a predicted model, not a curated record. The transcript has 3 exons.